CCAUCAGCUCUCCCCUCCCCGGCGCCUCAUCGGGAUCACGGGGUCCCUGUGGCGGAAAUAAAAAAAAUGUUUUUUUUCGGGAGUUAAUGUGUCAGUGUUGGUUUUGGAACCGGCCAGCCCGGGACAUCGCUCCUAACAAAGGCUGCGCACCAGCUCAGGCCGGGGCCCAGAGGAGAGCGGCAGACACACGGCGACAUUUUUGUUUUUUUAAAAAAACGGAUUCUUGGUGUUGGGACCUCCUUCAAUGAUGCAACAACUUAAUUUGUCGAUACUUUGAAAGCGGGAUGGAAGGCGAUGAUAAUAAAUCGUCAAGUCCGGGAGCCAGUCAAGAGUUUCUGGCAACGUCGCAGGUGGCUGGGAGCCCCCCAAGCCAAAGUGGACAACCCACUCCUGAAAACAGAACUGGCUACAGACCUGCGUGGGAUGAAGAAAAGGAACUUGACUGGAAUUCUGCAUCACUGAUGGAAAGAGUGCAAGGCAACUGUGCAGGAAGGUCAGAGAACCAAACCUGGGAUUGGUCUUCGGAGUCGGACACGGAUGCUUUCGAUUUGGACAGCAAUGUGUCUGAGGAGGAGCUAAAUGAAGAAUAUGACUAUCUCAGGUCUCUGCUGCAGAUCGUUGGGAAACCUCCCCCAUUUCGCUAUUAUACUGAAUUUGAAAAUGCAAUGAACAGUCCAAGAACAGGGAGCUCUUUCCCUUUUCUGCAUGCCGGAGUUUGUUCCAAGAAAGAUCGCGAAGAAGGAAGAGAGUCUCCCAGCCGUGGGGAUGAUGGAUUGUCAUUGGACCAAGGUAUAUCUGCAACAGUUAACAGUGCUGAUGAGGGAGAAUCUUCGAGCUUAGGCGGUGUUUCCCAGAACAAAAAGGCAAGGUAUUCGGGUGUCGUUGCCCCAUUCGCCAUGAGGACAUUAUCACAUCCGUCUUUCCAAUCUUUUUACACCGCUGUUUCGUAUCGGCAGAGACAGAGCCCGAUCACAGAAAUUGGCAGCUCCACCUUCAAGAACAAAGAUUCCGUCGAUUCCUGCUCAUCAGCUGACUCUAAGGCAAAAUAUGAAGCCACGGGCUUCCAUUCCCAAGCAAUUGACAUGCCCGCUCUCCACCAAUGUGAGUUUUUCUACACAGACCCAAUGCUGCCUUCCGGUUAUCGAGUUUACAACCAUCUUUCGCUUCCCACACGCCAGAUGCUUCAGGGUUUACAACUGAACUCUCCACCUCCUAUCAUGUCCACAUGUGUGGCUCCAACGAACAUUCAGAGAACGGUGCCGAGUCCCACUCCUCCCCAUCCGAACAGGUGUGAGGGGCAGAACAGGCCCAUAUCUAAAGCAGAGCAUGAUGCCAUCAGCACCUUACUCGAACUUAAGCAUUGUGCUCCGUUGGACUGCGCAGAGGCAGAAACACCAUCAUGCUCACUGAAGAGCGAGGGUAUUCUCCAGCCAGAGGCUAAAGUUAAUGGCAUUCAUUUAUCAGGCAAUUCAGGAACCUCAGGUAUAAAGGACAGUGAUGGAACUGAGCAAAAGCACCUCUCGUUUCUUCAUGACUGUAACAGCUCAUUAAGGUCUCAUCAUGACAUGGAACUUCCUAAAAUGCAUCACGUAUCCUUGCCUGAUUGUAAAUACACCACUCCCCCUCCGAAGUAUCACGAUCAUACUUGGGCAUCCAGAGUAAACGGCACAUCCUCGGGGACUGAGGUUAAAAUGUUUGACCCAGUGAUCUCGAGAGACAUUUUGCCAGUGGUGGCUCAAGAGACUGAAAUUGGCAAGUGUGAUUUCCUUGCCGAGUCCAGCCAUUCUGAAAGGAUCCAGUCGAACUGGGAGGAAAGACAAGCCACGUGUUCUAAGCAACAGUUUAUAUGAUGCUGAACCUGUUUGAUAUUAUUUCCUUGUGGAAAAUGCACAAGUUAAUUCUGUCCUGUUAAACUGUUUCUCCGAGAUCCCACGGUAAUUGAAGAAAUGCUACAUUAAGUCAUAACAUGUAACAACAUCCCAGGGGUUCACAACCUGGGGUCUAUGGACCCCUUCCUUAAUGGUAUUGGUCCAUAGCAUAAAGGUUGGGAACUCCUAAUCGAUGUGAUUGAAAUGUUUGAUCAUUGCUUCUCUAGAGUUGGAAGCCAAUUAGUAAUUCUACUGAAAUGAAUCUUUAGUACCCAAAAAUUCAAUACCCAGUUAUUCUGGUAACCACUGGUGAAUAUACAGAAAUAAUCCUGACAAUAAUUAAAGAUGUUCAGGGCCUUGUUUUGAUGUUCUGAAGGGUUUAGUUAGUCUAUUUUGUGAUCAAAGGAGCAGAGUUUAAUGAAAGAGUUAACUGAGAAAUAUUGUAGGGUCUCACAAUGGCUGAAAAGAGUCUACUUCGAAGGAGGAGUGUGCAAGACUGAAGGACGGUAAAGUUGACACACAGCUAAGUGGCAAACUGAAGGUGAUUGAACCGGAGAGUGAAAGAGGCGUACCGGAGUGUGAUCCACCAAUAAGCGAGUUGCAGUCUCAAUCAUUCAAUUUUUUCUUUAUAUAAGGUCUGAACAUGUUCUGAGUGAUAUCAAAAGUUUUUUUUAUUUAUUCAAUUUUCAAGAUGUGGAUUUUGCUGACAAGACCAUCCCUAAUUGGCAUGAGAGUGGAGGAGAGCUGCCAACUCAAAACACUGCAAUCCUGAAGGUGAUGCUUUUCAAUUCUGUUUGAAGGGAAUUCCAGGAUUUAGAAGCAGUGACAAUUAAGGAACUGCAGUAUAUUCCAAGUCAGGAAUGUAUGGGGGUGGGAGAGCUCUCUGACACUGUAUAUUGGGAAAUUUGGGCAAGGAGCUUUGGGGUAACAGGUGCACAUAUAUUUUUAGUAGUGCCAUUAAGAUUACUGACCAAACACUUGUGGUUUAAGGCCAAGUCAUUUAAAAUUUAAUGCAAAAUUGUUUCCAACUAUUGUCAGUUCCCGAGGAAAUAAAUCUCAUUUGAUAAAUGGCUUGUUUAGCCCACACAAUAAUUAUUAUUUACAAAUAAGUAUCUAGUUUAUGCAUCAACAUAUGUAGAAGUUUGCUUAGGUAUAAAAUUGGCUAAUCCCAAUCUGAGUUGUGCCCAAAUGUUUUCUCCUUCCCCAUAACUUGCCAUUAUUUGUGAAUAUAAGAACUUGUAUUUGUGUCAGACUGGCACUAAAAAUUUGUCAAAACAUUCAUCCAUUCUAAUCAGAGCCAAAUAGGCAGAUUCCUAACAGUAGCAUCCCAGGUUGUAUUUGCCAGUGCACCACACCUCUAAAGUGAACACAGUGGAGGUUAUUUUUGUGAACUGACUUUGAGUAGAGACCCAGAUGCAUCAAAGUUCUGUUUUAUUUUAUGCUGUUACUUUAUUUACAAGGGAUUUGCAAACCCUCUUUGUAGAAUGAAGUUUGUUGUAAGGAUUGUUGUAUGCAGAGAAAAUUGACUCUUUGGAAUGGUGUCCAGAUAAGUGAAGUGAAACAGCAGAAAUGCAGCCUACAGCGGCAUACAAAUGUUAUUGACACUGUAAUUUUUUUUAGUCACAUGAAUGUACGUAGUUUGUUCUUUAAGUUUUGGCCCAUUAAAGGGUAGAAGAAUCCUGCCUCUCUUUCAUUUUUGAGAAAUGUUAGACUAUUGGAUGCUGUAUAUCAACAGAUUCUGA
Messenger RNA from Mobula hypostoma (lesser devil ray), 3610 nucleotides. RefSeq lists its product as uncharacterized. The record is from RefSeq and is a predicted model, not a curated record. NCBI's taxonomy places the organism in Eukaryota, Metazoa, Chordata, Chondrichthyes, Myliobatiformes, Myliobatidae. Gene Ontology annotation, biological process: regulation of DNA-templated transcription. The transcript is spliced from 8 exons. Gene Ontology annotation, cellular component: cytoplasm; nucleus. The coding region runs from base 285 to 1850 and encodes 521 amino acids.